ACACGCUACUGCCGGAGAACAAAAACUGAGAACUACCAUCGUCAGGAUAAUGUGGAAGACGACCACCUCACCAUCCCUCCGUACUCCAUAGUCGCAAUGGCGGCCGCGGCACUCCGAACCCACCUUUCCCUUCUCUCGGCCGGCGGCGGAAUCCCCAACCCGGCGCUCCAAACUCUAUCCUUCGUUGCCCCCCUCCUCCUCCGCCGCCGCUGCCGCCGCCGCAGCAGCGUCGUUCUCUCCAACGCGUCCUCGUCGCCCCCGUCUCCCCCUCCUUCGCCGGAGAAGGCGGUCGAGGCGGCUCCGACGGCGGAGUCGUGCGUCAACCUCGGCCUCGAGUUCUUCUCCAAGGGCAGGGUGAAGGACGCACUUGAACAAUUUGACAAGGCCCUAGAGCUGAAUCCAAAUCCUACCGAAGCCCAAGCAGCGUUCUAUAACAAGGCAUGCUGCCAUGCAUACAGGGAAGAAAGCAAAAAAGCUGCAGAUUGCUUGAGAAUAGCUUUGCGAGAUUACAAUCUCAAAUUUGGCACAGUACUUAAUGAUCCAGACAUGGCGCCAUUCAGGGCAUCACCAGAAUUUAAGGAACUUCAAGAGGAGGCAUUGCGUGGUGGAGAAGAUAUUGGUUCUGGAUUCCGAAGAGAUCUAAAGCUUAUUAGUGAAGUACAAGCACCAUUUCGUGGUGUCCGGAGGUUCUUUUAUGUGGCGUUCAUUGCAGCGGCUGGAAUUUCAACAUUCUUUACCAUUCCCAGACUUAUACUUGCACUUCAAGGUGGUGAUGGUGCUCCAGAUUUUCUGGAAACGGCUGGGAAUGCUGCCAUUAAUAUUGGAGGUAUUGUUGUGCUCGUGGCUUUAUUUGUCUGGGAAAACAAGAAAGAAGAAGAGCAGAUUACAAAUAUCUCUCGUAAUGAAACCCUUUCAAGGUUACCUGUGCGUCUGUCAACCAAUCGCAUAACUGAACUUGUGCAACUCCGGGACAUUACUAGGCCAGUUAUAUUGGCAGGUUCAAAAGCAUCUGUUACUCAAGCAAUGCAAAGAGCUGAGAGGUACCGAACUGAACUGCUCAAACGAGGCGUUCUUCUAAUUCCUGUGAUCUUUGGUGCUUCACAAAAAGUCCAAGGCAAACCAAAAGGCUUCGGUACUACAAGAUCUGCUGCAUCAGCUCCUUCAAUUGGGGGCGACUUUGAAAAACGUACUGAAUCUAUUGCGGCAAAAUCACGACUCAGAGCCGAGGUUCGAUUUAAAGCCGAUAUUGUCUCUCCAGAACAAUGGGAAAGUUGGAUACGUGAUCAGCAAGAAUCGGAAGGUGUCACUCCUGGUGAAGAUGUCUACAUAAUUCUCCGUCUUGAUGGUCGUGUGAGAAGAUCCGGAAGAGGCAUGCCAAACUGGAAUGAUAUUUUGAAGGAAUUGCCACGUCUUGAAGAUUUGCUCAGCAAACUUGAACGAUGAAAACUAUGUGUAUAUGGGUUUCGUUUUCUUCCCCACGCCCUUUAUCUUUGUGAAGGCCGAGCCACUAUUUCGUUGCACAGAGAUUGACCAUCAUGUUGAGUGAUAUUUCGAUGUAGCUUUUUUUCAGUUCUUAUGCAAAAACAGAGGUGAAGGUCUUAUUUCUCUAAGAAGUGAGGUCUUUGUGUGCGAGAUAAGAUGUACACAACAUUUUAAUUACAAUAGGAUAUAAUACCAAACCAAGAAUUGUGUUGAA
Messenger RNA from Hordeum vulgare subsp. vulgare (domesticated barley), 1696 nucleotides. RefSeq names its product protein LOW PSII ACCUMULATION 1, chloroplastic. Gene Ontology annotation, cellular component: chloroplast. Gene Ontology annotation, biological process: photosystem II oxygen evolving complex assembly. Bases 97 to 1443 code for a protein of 448 amino acids. Gene Ontology annotation, molecular function: protein binding. The transcript is spliced from 9 exons. The record is from RefSeq and is a predicted model, not a curated record. NCBI's taxonomy places the organism in Eukaryota, Viridiplantae, Streptophyta, Magnoliopsida, Poales, Poaceae.